This is a messenger RNA of Lycium barbarum (goji berry), 1717 nucleotides long. RefSeq names its product syntaxin-related protein KNOLLE. The coding region runs from base 602 to 1537 and encodes 311 amino acids. Lineage: Eukaryota; Viridiplantae; Streptophyta; Magnoliopsida; Solanales; Solanaceae. Gene Ontology annotation, biological process: exocytosis; vesicle fusion; intracellular protein transport. The transcript has 2 exons. The record is from RefSeq and is a predicted model, not a curated record. Gene Ontology annotation, cellular component: endomembrane system; SNARE complex; plasma membrane. Gene Ontology annotation, molecular function: SNARE binding; SNAP receptor activity.
UAUUAUUAUUGUUGUUGAAGUCAUAGACAUGUAGGUUCGGGAGCUAGACCGACUGCUCCAAGAGCACUAGAAAUAACGUUAUGUGGUGUUUCCACUGUAAAAAUCCUUUUUGAAUUUACCAUUUUGAUACGUUCAAUUUGAAAUCCCAUUUUCACUUCCCACUUCUACUGUUUUGUGAAAAAAAGGAAGGGACGUGUAUAAUUUACUUUUUAUAUCAGCAUAAGGUCCCCUGAGGUGAAAUUGUUAAAUUAAGUCAAACCCAUAAAUAAUUACACUAUUAAUUAGCUAAGAAUCCAAUUUUCAGGAAAGAUACGUUGCUGGGUACAUCUAAAAACUGUGAAAAAUAACAUGGGACGACAACAUUUUGCUGAUAUGAAACAUAAGAUCCAAGAAACCUUAUUAUAUUCAAAACAAAAUAUAGCCGUUAGACACAAGAUCCUCCAACGGCUAUCUUUCUAGCUCCUUAAUUUCCCCUCCUUCAAUCUUCCUCUUUAUAUCCUAUAGAUUGUCCAUUCCCAUUUUCAAUCACUGCAAAUUCUCUUCCAUAUCAUAUCAUUUUCUUGCUUUCUUUUUUGUUGCAAAUCUCUCAAAAACAUUCAAGAUGAAUGAUCUGAUGACAAAAUCUUUCACAAGCUAUGUUGAUCUAAAGAAAGCAGCCAUGAAAGACGUCGAAGCUGGACCCGAUUUAGAAAUGGGGAUAACCAAAAUGGAUCAAAACCUCACUGCUUUCCUAGAAGAAGCUGAAAAGGUGAAGCUAGAAAUGAACUCAAUCAAAGACAUUCUUCGUCGUUUACAAGAUACCAACGAAGAAAGCAAGUCCUUACACAAACCUGAAGCUCUAAAAUCAAUGCGAAAUCGCAUAAACUCAGAUAUUCUAGCUGUGUUGAAGAAGGCAAGAGCUAUUAGGUCUCAGUUAGAAGAAAUGGACAGGUCUAAUGCUACAAACCGGCGUCUUUCUGGUUGUAAAGAAGGGACACCAGUUGAUAGGACAAGAUCAGCUGUGACUAAUGGGCUUAGGAAAAAGCUUAAGGAAUUAAUGAUGGAUUUUCAGGGAUUAAGGCAAAGGAUGAUGACUGAGUAUAAAGAGACUGUUGGGAGAAGAUAUUUUACUGUUACUGGUGAACAACCUGAUGAAGAAGUUAUUGACAAGAUUAUUUCUAGUGGUAAUGGUCAAGGUGGUGAAGAAUUUAUGUCUAGAGCUAUUCAGGAGCAUGGGAGGGGGAAGGUGUUGGAAACAGUGGUCGAGAUACAGGACCGUCACGAUGCAGCGAAGGAGAUAGAAAGGAGCUUGCUUGAGCUGCACCAGAUAUUCUUGGAUAUGGCUGUCAUGGUUGAGGCACAAGGUGAGAAAAUGGAUGACAUUGAACACCAUGUUGUGAAUGCUGCCCAUUAUGUUAAUGAUGGAGCCAAGAACCUCAAGACUGCAAAAAAAUACCAGAAGAGCAGCAGGAAAUGCAUGAUCAUUGCUAUCAUACUUCUCCUGAUUCUCAUCCUGGUAGUCGUCAUUCCCAUUGCCACCAGCUUCAGUCAUUCUUGAAGGCCCCAUGGAGAUACUACUGUGCUUGAUUUCAUUCUUUAUAUUCUUUUUAGAAGUUACUUUGAUCACUCUCGUGAGAGUCUGUAUGGUUAAGUAGAAGGUUGUUAUCCUGUAUGUCACUAGUCCUUGUGAUAGGACAUGAAGUGAGUAUGAACCUUAAUAGAUUUGUUGUUUUGAAAA